GCACGCACGCUAUCGCUUGGUAGCGUGCGGCUACGGACUCCGAGGAAAACACCCUAAAAUGGGUAAAACCAGUAAGGAUAAACGUGAUAUCUACUAUCGCCUCGCCAAGGAGGACGGGUGGCGUGCUCGCAGUGCAUUCAAGUUGAUCCACAUCGAUGAAAUUUUCAACAUUUUCGACGGUGUAACGCGAGCGGUCGAUCUGUGUGCGGCUCCCGGAAGCUGGAGUCAAGUGCUGUCGAGACGGCUGUAUGAAAGCCGUGAUCCGAAGGAUCGCGACGAGGUGAAGAUUAUUGCCGUGGACCUGCAGCAUAUGGGACCGCUGCCAGGUAUCAUUCAACUGCUGGGCGACAUCACCAUGUUGAGUACGGGCGAGGCCAUCAUCGCACACUUUGGCGAAAACCAGAAGGCACAGCUGGUCAUUUGUGACGGUGCACCGGAUGUUACCGGGUUGCACGAUAUGGACGAGUACAUCCAAUCGCAGCUGCUGCUGGCGGCCCUUAACAUUACGACGCACGUACUGGCCGAAGAUGGUACGUUUGUGGCGAAAAUCUUUCGGGGCAAGGACGUGACGCUGCUGUACGGUCAGUUGCGCAUAUUUUUCCAAAAGGUGACGAUCGCGAAACCGAUGAGCUCGCGGAACUCGAGCAUUGAAGCGUUCGUCAUCUGCCAGAAGUUUCGCCCCCCGGAAGGGUAUAAGCCACAGCUGAUCAAUCCGAUGCAGGACGACGUGAAGCUGACCGCGUGUGAAACCGAUUCGGCCGUCAACCGGGCCAUCAUUCCGUUUUUGUUGUGUGGCGAUUUGCGGGAAUUCGACUCCGAUAUGUCGUACAGUUUGAACAUUGACCCCGAAAAGGAGUACGAACACAAGGAGGCGGUACAGACGCCACUGGCUCCGGCCUAUAGCGAGGUACUGGAGCGGAUGAAGACGACAUCCCUGAAACACAGUGGAAGCAUCAAGGUGGAGGCGGACAAGAAGAAGGACUGAAUAAGAUCGCCAAUCUUAUACAGUCCUUCAGCCAAGAUGUUUUCCUGAUUGUUCUGGGCUUAAUUGUACAUUUUAUUUCUUAGCUGUUUUCACAAAUUCCACAAAUUUCACAUAUUCCACAAAUUUCAUACUCUUUCACAAAUUUAAUACUACCGCAUCUACAGCUUCAUAGGAUGUAGUCAUAUUUGUAUAAUUGCCAACGGGCCGCGAAAGCAACUCGUAGAUCAACACGUAGAUCAUCCGUCUCGCUGUACCGAUGAAUCGGUUUCUAUGUUAAAGACGUCAGUUCGAACCCCGGCAAUUGCAUCAACUUGAGUGCCAAACUUUGAGUUGGUUCUUAAUACGGCCCUUCCUGUUCUAUAAUCCAGCAUAAU
Messenger RNA from Anopheles cruzii, 1359 nucleotides. Its product is annotated as putative tRNA (cytidine(32)/guanosine(34)-2'-O)-methyltransferase 1. Gene Ontology annotation, biological process: tRNA methylation; cytoplasmic translation. The record is from RefSeq and is a predicted model, not a curated record. Bases 59 to 985 code for a protein of 308 amino acids. Gene Ontology annotation, molecular function: tRNA methyltransferase activity. Gene Ontology annotation, cellular component: cytoplasm. NCBI's taxonomy places the organism in Eukaryota, Metazoa, Arthropoda, Insecta, Diptera, Culicidae. The transcript has 3 exons.